Molecule: messenger RNA, 1229 nt
Organism: Helianthus annuus (common sunflower)
Lineage: Eukaryota; Viridiplantae; Streptophyta; Magnoliopsida; Asterales; Asteraceae
Exons: 5
Coding region: 53-1120 (355 amino acids)
Source: RefSeq, a predicted model, not a curated record
GUUUGCUCCAUCUGUUCGAACCGUUGACUCUUUACUAUCCCAAUCAACUACCAUGUCCUCCUCAGGAAUCUUGAACAUAAUACUGGUCGUGAUCUUUGUGGGAUUCUCAGCAUGGGCUUAUCAGGCAGCUCGUCCUCCACCUCCCAGACCUCUGGGAUCACCAAAUGGGCCUGUUAUCACUUCCCCAAGGAUCAAGCUUCGUGAUGGCCGACAUUUAGCCUAUGAAGAAUUCGGUGUUCCAAAAGAAACAGCCAAAUCUAGGAUAAUAUUCGUUCAUGGGUUCAGUAGUAGCAAGUACUUUCAUCCUUUUGCCACCUCAGCCUCACCAGAACUUGUUAAAGAGCUAGGCGCUUACUUCGUUUCGCUAGACCGUCCUGGCUAUGGUGAGAGUGACCCCGACCCUAAGCGAACCGUGAAGAGCUUGGCGCUUGAUAUCGAGGAGUUCGCUGAUCAACUCAACCUAGGACCAAGGUUCUAUGUGGUUGGAUUCUCUAUGGGUGGGCAGAUCGUAUGGUCCUGUCUCAAGUAUAUCCCUCACAGGCUUGCCGGAGCUGUUCUUAUUUCUCCAGCGAUCAACUUUUGGUGGCCAAACCUACCUUUAAACUUAACCAACGAAGAGUAUUCACGACAACUUAAACGAGAUCAAUGGGCUUUGCGGGUUGCUCACUACCUACCAUGGUUGACCUAUUGGUGGAACACUCAAACAUGGUUUCCUGUCUUUGCUGUAAUCCAUGGACAUCCUACUGUGUUAUCGCCCCCGGACUUGAAAGUUUUUUCCAAGUUCUUAAGUGUAGCGGAACCGGGUCAGUUAGAAAUACUGAGAACACAUCCAAAACAACAAGGUGAAUUCGAGUCACUCCACCGUGACAUGAAUAUUGCUUUCGGGAAGUGGGAAUUCGAUCCAAUGGAUAUCGAAAACCCAUUUCCAAACAACGAUGGAGAGGUUCAUUUAUGGAUGGGCGAUGAAGAUCGGGUAGUGCCUCUGGCAUUGCAACGGUAUAUAGCCAAACAAGUCAAAUGGGUCAACUAUCAUGAAGUCAUUGGCGCAGGACACACGUUGCCAUAUGCUGAUGGUGUGGCUGAUGAUAUUCUUAAAACGCUUCUUAAAGAUCAGAGUUAAAUUUGUUUACAGGAAGUUAAUGAAUUUGGUCUUUGUUUGUUGCCUUCAUAUUGGUGUGAACAUAAUAACAUAUUUGAAAAUUGGAUAUUUGUAGGAGCUGCUUUUCAUA